Molecule: messenger RNA, 2708 nt
Organism: Suillus discolor
Lineage: Eukaryota; Fungi; Basidiomycota; Agaricomycetes; Boletales; Suillaceae
Exons: 8
Coding region: 84-2708 (874 amino acids)
Molecular function (GO): protein binding
Source: RefSeq, a predicted model, not a curated record
GACACAUGCCCGCAGUAGCAUGCAGUCUACCUAACAGGGACUACAAAUAAGGCCGGCGACACACAACCUUGGUUUUACUGACAAUGGAGUCUAGGAAGACAGUCACUGAUUUUUAUCGUGGAGGCUCGCCUUCGACACCUUACUAUACAGCUCAUCCAUCUCCAACGGCCACUCCGGAGUCUCACUCUGACGAUGAGCAGCAGCCAAUAGCAGGUCCAUACAAGCUCACGCUAGACUUGCUGGUCUUCUCUCUGGACUCGAAUAAUGUUCUCCAGCUCUCCGAUGAGGAAGAAGAAGAAGAGCACUCAAAUUUGCGCUUAAACAUUAAUUUUAAUCUCUCAUUAGAUUUCAGUCAAGCUACGCUAGGACACUCUCAUCCGCCUUCACCAGCACCAACCGCAGACUUUAGCAUGAUCUCACCUCCAAGCAGUCCUUCCUAUAUUCAAUAUCAUUCUCAAUUCCUUUCAGCACAGCAAGGGCGAAACACCCUUCCUUUCUUCCGGACAUCUCCAACCCGCACUUCUACCCAUUUACGAAGUCACAGCAUAGCCUCGGGAGGCAGUACAAAACGCCGCGUACGUCCUAAUAUCACAAAGCUUUGGGAAAGCAUCUCUUCUCCAUCUCCUCGAGGCAGCAAGCCCUCACCUAUACUCAAACAUCCAUCGCCAACCCAUAGGCACUUUCCUAGGUCAUCCCCUAAUAUCUUGCGCGCAAAGCGCAAGACCAAACAUCCUUCAGUAUCAGGUGUCUUCUAUUGUGAAUCCAGGGUUCAGGGUAAUACCAAUGGAGAUGUCCACGUAGACUACAGUGCAUUAGACCCACUUGACGGUGAAGAAGGUGAACUCGUAGAUCACAAAGGUUAUUUUGAUGCAAUUCAAUGCGAUCUCACAGCGUCCCCAUCGUCAUAUACACGGUCCGCAUCACCCUCUCCCACCACCACCACCCCAACUUCAUCUCACCUCUGUCUCUUUCGAUCUCAAACUCCCUCCCAAGCCUACACCCUCUGCCCAACAUCAUACACAUCAGCCUCCACCUCUACGUUCACUUCUGCGCAAUACCUACCCCCCGCUAAAUUAUCCCUCCCCCUUCCCCCAGAACUCAUCCUACACAUUUUCUCCCUCCUCCCGAUGCGUUCAGUCUUAGCCUGUAUGCUCAUAUCUCACUCUUUCUACACCCUAGCCAAAGACACAAGUGUCUGGCUCAGUGUGUGGAGAGGAAGAGAAGGCCGUCCAAGAGUCCGAUCCCGCGCACCUUAUCAAAGCCCAUACAACCAUUCCUAUACACACAACUUUGCAUAUGGGCUCGGGUCUUCAGACUCCGAAGAUGUGGAGGGAGAUGGGCCUAGUGGCUGGGCUGUAGAUUGGGAUCGAGUCAAGGCAUUGCGGCACAGCGGACGCUCCAGGGGCAUUUUUAUAGAUGAAGAAAUUAAUGCUAACCGACCAUCGAUUUACAUCCCUUAUGCGGAUCUGAUCUUAAGAAGAGGCACGAAUUUAGGACCUCUCUGGCUUAACUGGCACACCCUCUACCGCUCUCAUGCCACACUCAAAAGGCGGUGCAUCUACUGCCUCGACUUUGACUCGCGAUGGAUCAUUACAGGAUCUAGGGACAGGACCAUCAAAGUGUGGUGUAUCCGCACUGGCAAGUGUCUUGCGACGUUUGAGGCUCACUUGGGGAGUGUGCUUUGUUUAAAGUUUGAAAAGGACUUUGAUGCAAAGCGAUCUUGCUCGCGCUGGUCUUUUUCUCGCGGGCCUAUUAAUAGUGAAGAAGAGGAGGGUGGUGCCAAUGAGGAUGCGAAUGAGGGGGAAGAGGAGGAAUCACAUGGAAUGAUGGUAUCCGGUUCUUCUGAUUGCACAGUACGCGUCUGGGACCUAUACGCAAAACAUUGUGGUUCGGGAAUAUGGGCUGAUGUACGUGCGAUUCUGCGUGGCCAUUCUGGGGGCGUAUUGGAUUUGAGGAUGGAUGAGAAUUGGAUCCCAUAUCUGAUCCUCCCGAUAUCACACGUCGUCAUCCAAACCGAUGCUAACGCCUUCCUUACUCAGCUCCAAAGACGCACUGAUCAACGCCAUGAAGGACCCGUGAACGCUAUCGGACUCGAAGGCGGGAGAGUAGUGAGUGCCAGUGGGGAUGGUCGAAUGAUGUUGUGGGAUGCUGCUAGUGGGAGAUGUGAACGGGUGUUUGAGGGGCAUGAGAGGGGGUUGGCUUGUAUUUACGGUUCAAAUGACUGCACUAUCAAGCUCUGGCGCGCAUCUACAGGAGAGUGUCUGCACACUUUUGCUGGUCAUACGUUGUUGGUCCGCGCAUUGUGUUUUGAUCCGAAGACUGGGUAUGUGGUUAGUGUGAGUUAUGAUAGGAGUGUUAGGGUUUGGGAGUGGAGGGAACCUGCUGUAGAUGUUGAUUCUUUCAUUUUGCACUCUUCUUCCUCAUCAAACUCUUCCUCGUUGUCAUUCCACUCGACACACACCAGUACUUCAACACAUACCAGCAACUCAACACAUGCCAGAACCUCGAUCUACGCAUCCGACACAGACGGAGCAAGCAUAGUAGGCGUCGCGGACGGCGUCGUCAGGUAUAGAAAUUCAGGUAUGAGCGAGAAGAGGGGUGUUGGGAAGUUGGUGAGAGAGUUUAGGGAUUUGCAUGUGAGCCAUAUUUUUGAUGUUAAGUUUGAUGUGGGGAGGAUCAUUAGACUGACUACCAUUGGUUGCUCUUGA